AUUAUACAUGCUAUGAGCAGCAAAGAACCCCCGAAGGGCAGCUCCCGCCGGUCUCUGCAGGAGCCAGAAACCACAGGGAUCGGCGAAGAACAGAGAAAUUGAGGGUUUUCAUUGAGGGAGCGAUGUGGGUCUUUUACUUGAUGUCGUUUCCAUUGACUCUAGGCAUGGUGAUCUUCACAUUGAGGUACUUCGCUGGUCCGGAUGUGCCUCGCUAUGUGCUCUUCACCGUCGGAUACGCCUGGUUCUGUUCCCUCUCCGUUAUCAUCCUCGUCCCCCCCGAUAUUUGGACGACAAUAAUUGGCUUACAGAAUGGAGGCAUUGCUUUCUUUUGGAGCUGGUCAUAUUGGAGUACAUUUUUGCUUACUUGGGCUGUGGUGCCCCUUAUCCAAGGUUAUGAAGAUGCUGGAGACUUUACGGUGACAGAGAAAUUGAAGACUAGCAUACAUGCAAACUUGAUGUUCUAUUUAGUUGUGGGGUUAGUUGGUCUUUUAGGACUUAUUCUUCUCACCAUGAUGGGUAAAAGUUGGAGUAACGGUGUAUCAGGUUUAGCCAUGGCAUACUCAAAUACCUUUGGACUUGUUACUGGUGCAUUUCUUCUUGGUUUUGGUUUGAGUGAAAUUCCAAAGAGCAUCUGGAAAAAUGCUGAUUGGACAACUCGGCAGAAGGUUCUUUCUCAUAAAAUUUCAAAAAUGGCUGCGAAACUUGAUGCUGCCCAUCAAAAAUUAUCAGAUGCCAUUGUAGUGGCCCAGGCAACUUCCAAGCAGAUGUCCAAGCGUGAUCCAUUGAGACCUUACAUGGAUGUUAUUGAUAACAUGUUAGUUCAAAUGUUUAGGGAAGAUCCGUCCUUCAAUCCGCAAGGGGGGCGAUUAGGGGAAAAUGAUAUGGACCAUGAUGCAGAUGAGAAAUCAAUGGCAAUGCUUAGGCGUCAUCUGAGGGGAGCUAGAGAAGAGUAUUAUCGAUACAAAAGUGAGUAUAUGACAUGUGUCAUGGAGGCCCUUGAACUGGAAGAUACAAUAAAAAACUAUGAAUGCCGCAAUGAGAUUGGAUGGAAAUUCAUUUCAAGUCUCAGACCAGGUCGAACUGGUAAAUUGGGGCCUUUUCUUGAUACAUUGGAAUUAAUCUGGCGAUGCAUCCUUAGUAAGCAACUUGGAAAGCUACUGGCUACCAUUCUUGGUUGCAUGUCAGCUGCGAUCCUUCUAGCAGAGGCGACACUACUUCCUACUGGAGUUGAUUUAUCGCUUUUCUCAAUUCUCAUAAAAUCUGUAAGGAAGAAAGAGGUGCUUGUGCAGGUGUUCGCUUUUAUUCCUCUGAUGUAUAUGUGCAUCUGCACAUACUUUUCAUUGUUCAAAGUUGGUAUGCUGAUGUUCUAUUCAUUGACACCAAGACAAACCAGUUCAGUCAAUCUGCUUAUGAUAUGCUCGAUGGUUGCUCGUUAUGCACCGCCAAUUUCCUACAAUUUUCUCAAUUUCAUUCAUCUUGAUGGAAAGAAAACUAUUUUUGAGGAGAGAAUGGGGAAUAUUGAUGAUGCUGUCCCUUUCUUUGGGAGAAGCUUUAACAGGAUCUAUCCUCUUAUUAUGGUUGUUUACACUUUGUUGAUUGUCAGUAAUUUCUUUUACCGGAUAAUUAAUUUUUUUGGGAACUGGAAGAUAUUUAGAUUCCAAACAGAUGCUGAUGAUGCAGAUGGUUUUGAUCCAUCAGGGUUAAUUAUCUUGCAAAAAGAACGGACUUGGUUUGAACAACGCCGCAAAGUCGGUGAGCACGUCAUCCCAUUAGUGAGGAAUUUGAACAGGAUGAGCAGUGACAUCGAGCCUGGCGGCAACAUCAGGAAUGGGAACAAUGUUGAGAUGAUGGCAGCAAACAGUUCAUCUAAGGCAAACGCGACAGGAGGUACCCUAACUCCUUUCAAGGAAGAAGGUAAAAGAUAUGGCGAGACCCGAGACGUGAUCAGCCAAAAAUAUGCAGCCAUUAGGCAACACAGCAGAGAAGCUUCCAAGAUGAAGGCAGACGACAGCAUUGCCUCCGCAAAGGUCUCUCUGUUAGAAGCAGGCUACUCCGAUGAGUCCAGUCAGGCGGCUGCUGGGCCAUCUUCUGGUUUAGCCUCGACAUGGGCAUCAGUGAAGUCAGGUUUUCGAAGUUUCAAGGUCAAUGUUGAGGCCAAAAAGUUCCUUCCAUUGCGCAAGCUCCAGGAGACCAAGUUUAUAUCUGGUGCUGCUUCAUCUGCAUCUGAUUCCCUUGAUGACAUAUUUCAUAGAUUGGAACGUGGAAACUAUAGCGACGAGGACGACGAAGAUCAAACAGAAAUAAGGAGUUCAGGCCCAAAAUGAUGACUUGACAUGGUUGUUGCAGAUAUUAUAGGGAAGACGAGAUGUACAGGUUUGUGAACAGUUGACAGCAAGUUCACUUACACAUCGUUUGGGUUGCGGGAAAUGACCAAUAUAUUGUAGCUUUUAGGUUCUUCUAAUUUGUUCUGUUAUGUGCUACGUAGAAUUUGUAUGAUCAAACAUUAUGAAUUUUGGGCUAAGAUGGAGAGAACAUGCCUAAAGAGCAA
This is a messenger RNA of Diospyros lotus (date-plum), 2548 nucleotides long. RefSeq lists its product as uncharacterized. Gene Ontology annotation, cellular component: membrane. The record is from RefSeq and is a predicted model, not a curated record. NCBI's taxonomy places the organism in Eukaryota, Viridiplantae, Streptophyta, Magnoliopsida, Ericales, Ebenaceae. The transcript has 14 exons. Bases 123 to 2324 code for a protein of 733 amino acids.